This is a messenger RNA of Adineta steineri, 576 nucleotides long. The record is from the annotation of a GenBank genome assembly. Lineage: Eukaryota; Metazoa; Rotifera; Eurotatoria; Adinetida; Adinetidae.
AUGGUCAACAUAGUAUCAGAUAGGGGUUCCAACUUCGUUGCUGCUUUUCGUGAUUUGAAUGGCUUAUUUUGCUUCGCACAACGACUUAAUAAUAUAGUUAAAUUAUCAUUCUUUCAAAAUGUACAAAAGAAGAAGAAAAAAACAUCGAACAAAUCGACAAGUGCUACAACUUCAGCACCAGAUCGUGCAACAUUUAAUGAACGAAGUGCUGCUCCAUCAAAUGGAAGUAGUAUUUUAUCAAGUGAAGAAACAAGUGAAGAUGAAGAACAAGUAAUUAUUUUACCAACAAUACCAAUGACUCGAAAGAAGAAAAAGAAUAAACCAACAUCAACAAAUAAUCAACACGAAUCUUCUUAUAAAAUGCCAAUAGAUGACAUUUCACUUGCAGCAAGAGGCGUUCUCAACACAUUAACCAAAUAAUUAACUAAUUAUGAUAUUGCAUUUGGUAACAAUGGAUCAAAGGAACAAUUAGAUGAAUUACAUGAAGAUUUACAAGAGUUAGAAGGUGGAAUAUUUUUCUGGAAUCGUAUACCAUCUUUAUUAGAAGAAAUGUUUACUUCUGAUAUACGGCAUUAA